Westerdykella ornata is the source of this 2080-nucleotide messenger RNA. RefSeq lists its product as uncharacterized. The record is from RefSeq and is a predicted model, not a curated record. The transcript has 4 exons. The coding region runs from base 248 to 2080 and encodes 610 amino acids. Lineage: Eukaryota; Fungi; Ascomycota; Dothideomycetes; Pleosporales; Sporormiaceae.
UCCUAAAGGCUGAGGCGCGGCCUGGUCUACCACUUUCAAUCUUUAUAUCCUUCCUCUCUUCCUCUCCGCCUGGUCCUCCUCUCCUGCGCCUUCUCUUCGUCGAUACAACCUCUCUAGCGCGCUUGCAUGUAGCGCAAUCCUCGUGCGCUGCGCGGCAGUCAACACAUCGACCUGCACUGCAUUCACCUUGCUAUUGCAUCUGUAGUGUCAUUGCCGACCAGGCCAAUCCCCGUCUUCCGACUACACCAUGGCAGCCUGUGACAACCACCACCGCAGCCAACCUGACCAUCAACCGCAAUACUCGCAGUCGUCCUCGCACGACCCGAUAAACGACUAUAUACCCUAUCCAGGCUCCUACAACCACCAUUCCCACUAUCAGGAUUCCCAUGGACAGCGAUCCCGCGCAUCCUCCGCCGCUCCCUCGGAUGGUUUGCACCAGUCUUCCCAGCCUCUCCACAAUGCCCUCAACAAUGCCUUCGACAAGUCGGACGCCGCCAGGACAGUGGAUCCGGCCCUCAUUGCCCAGAUCACAGCCGAAGUGAAGAGAUCCGUCCUGGAGGAGAUCAAGUCGCAAGGCGUGGGCGGUGCUCCUGUGCAACCUCAGCCUUCCGCCCCGCCGCAGCACCACAUGCCUCACUCGCCCACCUCCACGUCUGCUUCUUUUCCUUCCCGAGACGUGUACACUCCGCCCUCACCCAAACACCCGGACUACUCCAGCCAGGGAACCCACUCCCCCGAUCCCUUGGCUCACGACCCUCUGUUUGACGGUGCUGGCGAUAGAUCCUCCUACCGGACCAUACCGGAUGACUCGGCUUCGGAGGCUUCGCGAAAAUCCCGUCCUGGCGCAGCUCCCAGGAUGGCUACAGACCCAGACUUCACUCCGAUAGAGAAGAUGUGGCAGACCUUGUUUGACGCCGAGGGCCAACCCACCCCGCGACUCGGCCAGUUCCUUCGAGGCCUCGCAGUACACCUAAUCGAGGAUUAUGAGCCGAAAAAGAGUCUAGUUAUUCCUCCUUCCAAGAUGCUCAAGUUAUAUGGCGAUGUCAAGCUCCCAGAUGAGAUCUUCCCAUGGCAAAUUAUAUUUGGGCAGCUGAGCGACACGAGUCUAGCUAAGAUAUACCGCGAAAUGCGUUGUCAACACCAUUUCAUUCAAAGCAGCCUCGCCGACCAGCCCUUCAUUCCGGCACUUACCCCGCAUGGCUUCCAAGAGUGGAUGACUGCCAUGAUACAAGCCUACCCUGACGCGGAAUAUGAACGGCUGUCCAAGGCCGUCUUGGACAUGCCUAUCAGCAAUGCUGACGACUGCAAAGAACGCUUUCCUAAGGAACUCCCUCGGCGAUUAUUUCCCCAUAGAGAGAAUCUCCAGGCACAGCAAAGGUGCACCGCAGCAAUGGCUGCUGGGGGCGUAAGCCCCCUUCGGCGAGCGCCCACCUUCCCUCCGCCACCCCCAAUGGGUCACUCUACUGCGCCAUCAACUACCCUGGAGCGUGAGCGGAGCCCCUAUAUCCACCAAUCCAACACGAAAGACUCACAUGCGGUUGAGUCGGAGGACGAGGAUGGCGGACCUCUUGCUGUUCCCAUUGAAAGAGAACGCAAGCCUUACACUGCAGCUCCAGGUGGCGGAAAAGUCCAUGACGACGACCUUAGUAGGAGCUUCCAAUCCGACGGACCUGUCCCUGAGCAGCGUAGACGCACCCAGUCGACGGCGAGUCAGAACCAAUGGAACCCUCCGAAUGCCUCGUACCAUCACUACCACCAACACUUCCGUACAGGCUCGACCACACAAGGGCGCCGUGCGAGGAGCCCACCACCAACGAACUACGGAACUAAGUCCGACCCAAAUCUUAGAGAUAUCCCGGGCGGUUACUACGCGUCGAACAUGUACGACCCCGAGGAGGACAAUCGCAGGUUUGCAAGAGAGGCCGAGCUGAAGAGAAACGACUGGGCCAGACCGGCAACAGGUCUGAAUGGGAGUCCCUACGACUCUCAGCCUCGAUCCGUCUACGACGAUGACUACUACCGCGGCAGGAGCAAUACAAACGGAUACGAUAGCCGCUCAUACGAUUCCCGACGGUAUUAA